Camellia sinensis is the source of this 768-nucleotide messenger RNA. Lineage: Eukaryota; Viridiplantae; Streptophyta; Magnoliopsida; Ericales; Theaceae. The record is from RefSeq and is a predicted model, not a curated record.
UGCUCAUCAACCGCUUCGUGGCUCGUGCCUUGCACUGAUAAGAUGGACAAAGCAGCAUUGCUUGCUGAAGUUGUCAGCCACGUGAAACAACUGAAGAAAACUGCAACAGAAACCAGUAAAGAUUUACUUGUUCCAAUGGACACCGACGAAGUAAGAGUUGAAUCACAUAACGAGGGAGAUACUGAGGAAACCUUCUCAUUCCGGGCCUCCAUAUGUUGCGAAUACACACCCGAACUUCUGUCUGAACUGAGACAAGUUCUCAAUUCCCUUCAUCUGAAUAUGGUGAAUGCAGAAAUCUCAACCUUGGGAAGUCGAGUGAAAGUUUUUGUUUUCACCAGCAAGAAAUCCAUGAAUGCCGACAAUCCCGAGGCAUGCCAAGUCAUCGUGAAUUCUAUUCAUCGGGCUUUGAGCACUAUUCUGGAUAAGGUUUCUGCCUCGGCAGAGUACUCGCCUAGAACAACGCUUCCAAACAAGAGGCAAAGGAUUUCUUUUUUCAAUUCUUCGAGCUCAUCUUCAUGAGUAGAUAUUCUGGUAAGUUGGUUAUAGGAGUAGUUAUGUACAUACACUUUUGUAACUUGUAGGGGUGUGUGGUGGUGUAUAUUGUAUAUGAUGUUCCUAUAUCUUUACUUGGAGCAUGAAUGUAUCAAAAAAAUUGGAUGGUGUUACUUAAUUUCAUGGAAUUAUAUAUUUAUAUGAAUGUAUCAAACUUUGGAAUAUGUAACACGGGAUUCUCUGUUCCAAAUUCUUCUGUCAUUUUAUCUCGAAACA